UGUUUUGAUGUUUUGAAUUGUGUUACGUUUUUCAUUUUGUUUUGUUCGGGGCUUUUUGAACCAAUAAUAUGGGCAUAAAUUUAUUUCUCAGUCAUCGAAUCCAGUGACCACUAAACUAGAAUUAUGGCACCGGACACCAUCGGUGAUAAGGCUGAAGAGCUGCCACAAGCGCACAACGCGCAAGUUGAAGACCCGACUUCAGCAGUGGGGUACUCUAGGGCUUCGGACGAUGCGGUUAAUCGGUCAAAUGAACAAUGGCAAUUGUUGAUGAAAACUCAGAACGCCCAGAUGAUGGAAUUAAUUCGCAUGAUUAAUGAACCGCCGCCUAAUGUUGGCAGAAAACCUGAGUCUGCAUUGUCCGUUACAUUGCCCGAGUUUAAUCCCGAAGAAGAAGGAGCAGACGCGGUGGCAUGGUGCAAAAUAGUUGACAUUUGUCUCGGUAAAUGCCCGCUUCAAGGCCGCGCCCUCAUCAUUGCACUGAGCAAAUCAUUAAAGGGCAGCGCAUCAAUCUGGCUAUCCCAGGUGACAUAUGAGGGAAUGACCUGGGACGAAUUUAAAUUUAAUUUUCUCGCAUGUUACGACUCCGAGAAUACAUGCGCGGCAACAAUGAUAAGUAUCAACAACAGCCGCCCUAAGGAAGAAGAAUCCUACGCAGCUUACGCCAGCCGGAUAGUAAACUCAUUUCUAACAAGAUGGAAGGAUUUAACACCAGAACAAAUCGCAGUUUCAUUUGUGCUAGCUCACAUUUCCCGAUUCGACAGCAGAGUUCAGAGGAUGGCUCAUAUGACGAAUAUAAUGACACGCGAGAAACUUGUCCAGGAGUUGUCAGAGUUUUCUUAUUUGAAACAUAAACUACUACCAAAUCCCGAUGAAAAUAAUGAUCUGAUCCCGGAAAAACGAGUUAAAAGAGUUCCUAUUCAACGCCCUGCUAGAAAACGCAAUAGUACGAAACCUAAAAAGGCUGAUGGAACGUCAAGUAAGCCUGUGGACAUUGUGCCCGAGAUCUGUUAUGAAUUACAACCAAAUUCGGAUGAUAAUAUACUUAAACUGAAACUAGUUAAAAGUAGUAUUUCUAUUGAACGUCCGGCCAGGAAGCGUAAGAGCACGAAACCAAAAACGGCUACGGCAACGUCCAGUACGCCAAUGGAUGUGAUGCCUGAGAUUUGUUAUCGCUGCGGGGAGGGAGGCCACAACACCAUCGAGUGCCCGAAGGCGAGUGCCACUGCCAGCGCCCUUUCGGAGCCGCGAGCCGGUACCUCGGCCAGUGCACAGAGCCACGUGAUUACCAGUAAACACGACUGUGUGUGCUGUGGUGGCCCACAACCUGCCACGGGAACCUUACGCCAGCCAGGCGAGUCCUUUUACAAGCUUUUUAUUAACUUGCAAUGUAGGUAACUGUGUAUGUUUGUACAGGUCAAAUCUUGCAAGUUAAAUUUAACUCACUUCCCGACUUCCAAUGAAACUGAAAAUUUGGAUACAUAUGUAAGUCGGGUGACAAUGCCAUCGAGCUGAUCUGAUCAUGGAGACAGGAGGUCGUCCUAGGAACUCUGUGAUAAAACAAUGAAACCUAAUUGUGUUUGGAGUUAUUAGAACUGUCUUG
Cydia strobilella is the source of this 1600-nucleotide messenger RNA. RefSeq lists its product as uncharacterized. Bases 124 to 1395 code for a protein of 423 amino acids. The record is from RefSeq and is a predicted model, not a curated record. Lineage: Eukaryota; Metazoa; Arthropoda; Insecta; Lepidoptera; Tortricidae. Gene Ontology annotation, molecular function: nucleic acid binding; zinc ion binding. The transcript is spliced from 2 exons.